This is a messenger RNA of Armigeres subalbatus, 937 nucleotides long. Its product is annotated as DBF4-type zinc finger-containing protein 2 homolog. Lineage: Eukaryota; Metazoa; Arthropoda; Insecta; Diptera; Culicidae. The transcript has 2 exons. The record is from RefSeq and is a predicted model, not a curated record. The coding region runs from base 138 to 779 and encodes 213 amino acids.
AAUUCGUUUCAUUCUCAUUCAAAGUGCAGAUUCGGUAGAGAGCGGAAGCAAAAUUCUAGUAACGAUUAUUAAAAAAAUUGCAGUGAUCGUAAAUUUCAAGACCAUCUAGACGACAGCAGAUAAUAGACUGAUCAAGAAUGUGUGAUCCUUGCUGUGAUUCAAUCUGUGGCCCAUGUGGUCCUUGUGGCCCUUGCGGUCCUUGCGGACCUUGUGGUCCUUGUGGACCGUGUGGACCUUGUGGACCAUGUCCCCCCUGCGGACCAUGUGAUCCAUGCUGCGAACCCAGAAGCUUCAGUGCCGGUCAGCUUGCAUGCAUGCCCCAGUGUCCCACUGGAUGUCCUCCGCCCACCUGUGGCCCACGGUUCAUAACAGUUCAGCAGCCUCCACGGUUAGUGUCUCAGAAGAAAGUUAUCAACUGCACCCGCACCGUCAUAGACAAGCACGUAUUGCCACAGACAAAGGCCAUCGUCGAACCGAAACUCAUCUAUCAGCCGAAAACUAUUGUGGAACCUUGCGUGAUAUUCAAAAAACGAGUCGUUCCAGAGCCGAAGGUUAUCUACUAUAGGCGCACGGUUCCCGAUCCAAAGGUUGUAUGCACGCAACGAACCAUCGUCGAACCGAAGGAGUACUGCACCACGAUGGUGUGUCAACCGAAACCGCAGAUUGUUCCGGUUCCGCCCGCCAAAGAGUACUGCUGCAUGUCAGCGGGAACAACGUUCUUCAACAAUGCAUGCUGCCCACCGACACCAGGGCCGAUAUGCCCACCCAGAAAGUGCUGAUUGGGAGAAAAGAACAGAGUUGACAAGAAGACCGAUAAACGUUGAUAACUUUGCAUAACUAACUAAAUGAAGAUUAUACGAACAUCCAGAACUAAAAUUGGAAUUCUAAUGAAAUGAACUGACAUUUCCAUCACAUUUUGCCAAUAAAUUCUCAUAUC